This is a messenger RNA of Pistacia vera, 354 nucleotides long. Its product is annotated as precursor of CEP3-like. The transcript has a single exon. Gene Ontology annotation, cellular component: extracellular region. The record is from RefSeq and is a predicted model, not a curated record. Lineage: Eukaryota; Viridiplantae; Streptophyta; Magnoliopsida; Sapindales; Anacardiaceae. Gene Ontology annotation, biological process: root development; nitrate import; regulation of leaf morphogenesis. Gene Ontology annotation, molecular function: hormone activity. Bases 1 to 354 code for a protein of 117 amino acids.
AUGGCUCAAAUUAAGCUCACCUUUGCUUUUCUUGUCCUCGUUUUGAUUUUCUGCCAAGAAAUUCAAUGCAUCGAGGGCAGGCAUUUAAAGUUGGAGAGACAAAACGAAUCCCCAAAGCUUCAAAUUUACAACAAACUCCUUAAAAAAGAAACAAGGAAGCUUGCUGAGCAAAAAAGUAACUUGCAUGGUGACGAGAACACCACCGUUAGAGCUGCAAAUGCUAAUGUCUCUCCACCGACAGCUCCAACUGCGCCGGUUGGGGAACUCGCGCCUCCACCCCCAAAACAUGCAGAUGACUUCAGGCCGACAGCUCCAGGUCACAGUCCCGGUGUUGGGCAUGCCAUUCAAAACUAG